CAGUUAACAGUGACAGACUGAAGGUCAUUGUUGUAUACGCCUAUGUUGGACCAAAACAGUUGUCAGUUUCAUUUCAACUCUAUUAUACACAAGAUUCUGCUUGAAAAUGAUUCGUUUAGUGUCGAUAUGUCUGCCAUGAACAGUUGGGACUUAUUCACAGACAGAUAAUUUAAGCCUAUAGCGGAACGACGCCAGUCAUAGUCACUGUGCGGUGAUAAGACAAGUUUCUCAACAUUACGGAUAUCUCUAUGUAUAAAUAAGCCCAGAUUGUCUACAAUGAUGAAUUCGAAUAAAACGUUAAAGUCAGAUCCUGGUGUGGCAGAAUUCGACCUGAGUUCGUAUGCCAACAGUUCUCAUGAGCGCGGAUUUAUCAAUAGUGCUAAAGUUGGAAUCUCAAUCUGUGUGUGGAACAUUGCUGUUAAUCUUCUCUUAAUCUUCUUCAUUCUAUGUUUUCGUAGAACUCGGAGACAAUUUGUCAUGAUUCAGAUUACUAACAUUGCCGUGAUAGAUCUCUUAACAAGUGCAUUGGUGGAUACACUGACUAUUUAUUAUGAAUUUGGACAGUGGAAGCUAGGACAAACGAUGUGCGAAGCCUGGUUAAUCCUGGAUGUGAUGUUACCUUUUGCAGCGUUUCUGGGAAUCAUGUUGCUUAAUUUUGACAGAUUGAUAUUCGCCAUGAGGCCAUCAUUCUAUUACACAUUAUUUAAUCAACUACCACAUCGCUGCAUCUAUCUGGCAAUUCCUUGGGUUUUGAGUUCUAUUAUUAUAGUUCCAAUAUGGUUAUUUUGUGAAGUCCCGGUAAACACCAUUGGGCUACAUUUUAUGUGCAUUUACGCUUUAACGGAAAGGGCCAUGGUGGCUUCGUCGGUUAUCUCCCUGUUUUUGCCUUGUAUGGGUUUAAUUGUGUUAACUGUUUUAGUGCUAGUAACCGUUGUUAGUCAAAUGCCGACCAAUCUCAACGAAUUCAGCAGCGUAACCUUCGAAGAGCAUCGCCUUAGCCAGCGUGCUCUGAGAAAGCGACAUUACAGCAUUGUUCUUGCUUUGUGCAUUGUAAGUUUUUGUGCCCUUGUGAUGCAGUUACCAUUUGGUACCAUCAGCUUGCUACAGCCACAGUGUAUUGAAGAACCAUGUACGUCCGUAUUGGAACUUUUACAAAAUUUGAGCUGGCUGAGAUCGGCAACACCCGGUGUGCGACCAAUCAUUUGGUUCUUGUUUACAGAGAUAAAAUUCUCGUGCUGUUGCUGUGUACACGCAGAAUCAGAUUCUACGGCACCAGAAGCAGUGCCAAUGACGUCAUACACUCAUCAAGAGGCGUUAACGUCUGUUAGUAAUGCUAACGGAAGUACCAUUGUUACAUGACUGGAUGAAAACGAUCAUGAAGAUACUAAAAAAAAUGGUGCUGGUAAAUUUAUUUCAUUGACGUUAGUUUAGAAUACAAAACUUAUAAAAUGUGUAUCCAAGGCAGUUAGUUUUAUGGUUGUCCUGACCGAAAAGUUUGCGACCGAAACGUGGUACAUUCAUGACCAGCCAGUGCGAAAAUGUUCACGUUCAAAGACAGGGAAACUGAUAAAAUCAGACGUCCCACUAACCUUUAUACUAGAAGUCAUAUUGAGACAACCAUACCGUUAUAUACUACAAGCACAUUUUUUUUUUGGUACUUUUAAAAUUCUGGGAACCACUUUACGCCAACAGUAAGAAUUUUAAUGCUGCAUUCAAGGCUUGAGAUUUGUGGCUAGAGAUAUAAUUUGGAGAAACCAAAAGUAUUAUAUCUAUCAUGUGGGUUAAAGGCCCUAUAUACAUUUAUAAAGGCCCUAUAUACAUUUAGGUGUUUCGUAGAAUUUGUAAUUAAUGUUGUUUUUAAUUGUUUCAAUGUGUCUUUUCAACUUGUCACUGUGUGUUUAAAUGAAAUAAAUAACAGGAACAAUUGUUGUUUUUCCUUGUUACUUGUUUCAAAAACUUCAUUAUCAAUUUUACGUUGCUAUUUUCUAUUUUCUUUCUCUCUCGAAUUGCCGAUUAUUGUUUUAAGAAUACAGAGAGGCGUUGAGUCAACUGGCGGGGUUUCGAUUCCCCGGAUGUACAUGACAGGGUGUAGGGUCGCCUGUCCAACCUCGUGGGUUUUCUCCGGGUCCUCCGGUUUCCUCCCACUGCUAAAGACCCCUGCGCGCAAGCGAAUUAUUGAAAUAAAAAAAAUAAACCAUAUGUUAGUCCCGAAAUGACCUAGUUUGUGUCGAGUGGACGUUAAACCCCAUUUCUCUUUCUAUCUCAUAGCCCGAAACCUUUGGAUAAACUUGGCAACUUGUUGGUUGAUGGCCAGUACAGAGAGUCAUAACUAUUGGACAAUAUUUAUGUUAUUUAUUUAAAAAUAAAUUGAGGGAUGACGUGCGAUUUGUCACGCGGAUUUCUUCGCUGACAUAAUUUUAGUUACUGGUACAUAUUUAUAGAAAAACUAAAUGCACUUCGUUCUUUUACCAGUCAAGCGGUGUGUCAUGAACAACUACUCAUCGAUCUUUCUAACUUUUAGACGUCAUACCCAUACGCUUUCGCUAAUAGAUGUUAUUACUACCCCACGACCUUCCUAUCUUUAGAAAAUAAUUCGGUGAAAGAUCUAGGAUUCAGUUUUAAUUUUAGCACCACGACCCAAGAAAUACUGAAGUCCUAUGUUCCAUAGAGUUGGGGUCACUCUACUAUGUUUAAAUUCAUUCUUUAUUUUAUCUAAAAAUCAAUAUUAAGUUAAGACAGGAAGCUUAGUGUCUGUGGAUCUAAACCAAGACUAUACCAUGCAAGGAACCGAAAGCUUUUAGAUCCAAUGCCCUGGUAUCCUUGAGCAAUAGCAUAAAUAACGUUCCCGAGACAUCCGUAAAUCAGACAAGUUUGAACGCCACGGUUAUGAUAUAUUUAAAAAAAUAAUCUUAACUGUAUGUGAUAAAAUAGUGAACUUGUUCAAUGUUUGAUAUCUAAUUAUUGCUAUUAUUAUAUAUGUUGUUAAUCUGUUGUAAUAUAUAUUUUGUACAUUCUUAUAUAGAGAAUCUCCUACGAAUCUUUUUUGAUAUAGAAAAAGACGAGUAGGAGAUUUUAUUUAUCCCCCAAUCCUUUGUUACAUGCACAAAUAAAUAAAUAUAAUUCUUUGCUAUAGAUUUAACUUUUACUGAACAUGAUUGCAUUACGGCGUAGUGAUGCAUCAUUUUUUGACAGCAAAUCAACCAGUGUUUCCACCAAAAAUGAACUGUUCUUUGAAAAUAAAAAAAGUAGUUUGUUUUUAACAGAUUAUGAAAUUUAUCACACAAGCGAUAUCUACUGUAGAAUGUAUUAUUGGGUGAUAAAUUUUAUUAUCUAUGUGCAUCUUAUACUAAUAUUUUUUAAAAACUAUUCACCUCAGAACCGAGGAGUGUUUAAAAAGUCAGUACGUCGUGGACCAGCAGGUGGUUGUAGCAAGACAUGAAAGCUAUAUAAAGAAACAAAUUAUAAUGAUAAACUACUCUACAUUUACGGGAUCACUCAAUUGACACAUUCUAUUUGUCUAAUGAUACACGCGUGUAACUUAUGUGAUGUGUACAGAAAUUGUGCCAUUAAUUUCGGUGGUUUUAUAACCAAUUUGUCUUCUACACUGACUUGUUCUGUACUGACCCGUCAUUUAUUACCAAAUUGACAGAAAGGUUUAAAUGGUCUCGGUAUAUGAGUUUUGCAUUUUGCAUAGGAUGACUCGGCAAACCUCAGUAGAUUCCAGUACCAAACAUCUAGCCUCGGCUGUAUGACGAAGUCCGCCAUUGGAACUACUUUCAAGUUCCCGGAUUACCAACGGCGUUGCCCAUGACGACGCCUUUGAAGAAUGUUUUAUCAUACAAAUAUUUCAAAGUCUGCAGCUAUUUUUCUUUCAAGUUUAUCCGAUUUUCUUCAAACAAGGACAACUUUGCACUGAAAAUUCUACACACUUCUUUUUAAAAGCGGCAAGUUUCCCUAAUAAGUAAACCGGUGCUGCAUCGCAAUUGUAUAGGCGUAGAUAGAUGUAGAGUAACGGAAUCUGCCGAGGUUUGCCGAGUGAGCAUAGGAUAAUACUUGAAAUAAAAUUAAUCUGACAUGGCUAAUUAAGCAGUGCACGUACGAAAUUUUAAGUAUUUUAUUUUUUAUAGAUUUGUCAUGUGUGUGAGACUGUACCAACCUUUUGUAUAAUUGUACGUGC
This is a messenger RNA of Patella vulgata (common limpet), 4177 nucleotides long. RefSeq names its product 5-hydroxytryptamine receptor 1B-like. The record is from RefSeq and is a predicted model, not a curated record. Gene Ontology annotation, cellular component: membrane. Gene Ontology annotation, biological process: adenylate cyclase-activating adrenergic receptor signaling pathway. Lineage: Eukaryota; Metazoa; Mollusca; Gastropoda; Patellidae. The coding region runs from base 277 to 1359 and encodes 360 amino acids. The transcript has 5 exons. Gene Ontology annotation, molecular function: G protein-coupled receptor activity; dopamine neurotransmitter receptor activity, coupled via Gi/Go.